Molecule: messenger RNA, 1137 nt
Organism: Aspergillus fischeri NRRL 181
Lineage: Eukaryota; Fungi; Ascomycota; Eurotiomycetes; Eurotiales; Aspergillaceae
Product: NAD(P)-dependent alcohol dehydrogenase
Exons: 3
Coding region: 1-1137 (378 amino acids)
Molecular function (GO): zinc ion binding; oxidoreductase activity
Source: RefSeq, a predicted model, not a curated record
AUGGCCUACCCUACGGAAGCCCUAGUUGUAUCAGCGGUGGGGAACGAACCCCAAUUUGGCCCCGUGAUUCUGGAUACCAUACGAGACGAUGAGCUCUUGGUGGAAAUCCACGCUACGGGGAUCUGUCACACAGACAUUGCUUGCAUCGAGGGCAAGUUGCCGGCCGAGUUUCCUUGUGUUUUGGGACAUGAAGGCGCUGGGGUGGUUCUCCGGCCGGGGAAGGGGGUAAAGGAUGUCAACGUGGGCGACAAGGUCAUUCUUAGCUACAACUUCUGCAAGGACUGUCACCAAUGCCUGUCCGGCCAACCUGCCUACUGUGUCAAUUUGAUAGCGCAGAACUUUGGCGGCAAGCGGCUGGAUGAGAGCAGAACUAUACGCCUUCCCAAUGGUGAAACAGAGGUGUUUGCCAAUUUCUUCGGUCAAAGCUCUUUUUGCCGCGUUGCCCUAGUCAAUCGUGCCUCGGUGGCUCGCGUUGCAGCGGAUACUCCGCUAGAUAUAUUUGCUCCCUUGGGGUGCGGGGUGCAAACCGGGGCAGGCGCGGUCCUGAACACUCUCAACGUGCGGGAGGGUACCUCGGUGGCAGUGUUCGGGGUGGGCGCAGUUGGUCUGAGUGCUAUCAUGGCGGCGCGGCUUCGAGGAGCGAGCAUUAUCAUUGCUGUGGAUCUAGAGAAUUCACGGUUAGAGAUGGCGCGUGAACUGGGGGCAACCCAUACACUGCUAGGGGGGUCAGAAAAAGUUCUGCAACAAAUCCGUGAAAUUUGUGCGCCUUCCAACGGCGUGGAAUUCGCGGUUGACUGCUCGGGGGCUACGCAGGUGAUAGAGAUCAUGUUGGAUUCGUUGGCCACCCGUGGACGAGCCGCCAGCGUCGGUGCCCCAGCGCCAGGCAAAAGAGCAGGUGUGGAUGUGUUCUCUCAUCUAACACUUGGACGGGAGUACGUAGGUUGUCACCAAGGGUCGAGUGUUGCUGAGAAGAUGAUUCCUUACUUGAUCGAGCAGAACAAGCAAGGCAAGUUCCCAGUGCAAAAGCUAAUUACAUACUAUCCGGUCGAGCACUAUCAACAGGCGUUUCACGACUUGAAAGUUGGGCGAGCAAUCAAGGCGGUUCUGCUGUGGAAGGAAAGUGUUUCGAACAAUUGA